AUGUCUACCACAUUAUCGCAAAGUCCAAACCCCUCCGGUCUAGGAGAUUCCUGGGUGGUGGCAUCCACAAUCCUGGCCAAAGAACAAGAACAAAGAUCAUCCCAUACAGCCGAGAGAGAAUCCAUCCACUCUAACCAAAAAGGUACCCUGAUAGAGGAGCAUGAGGCCCUUGCCAAGACGGCAAACGACACAGACCAAACGCCAGAUGCGUCCAAAGAGCAGAUUCGACGUGAAAAAGAGCUGUCAGAGUCGCUGGCUUCCUCUGCAUCCUCAUGGAGCUCUACUGGUCCGGAGCUCGUCAUGCCUUCCAUCUACGAGGUUCCCAUCUCAGAAGCUUCCUGGGUGGCGCCAGCCGCCGUGUCGCCAGCAGACAUGGGUUCCCCGCACAUGAGAAAGCGUCGCAAGAUCACAUCGACGCAGAUAAAUGACGAUACAGCGACCACUGGCCCUGACACGAAGGCCUCGCUUUCCAACGUACUCGAGUCCAACGGUCAAGAUCCAAAAGCGAGCGUGAGGGCAAAGAUUUCGUCCAUCUAUCGGGACCAGCAAACUCUUGUACGCGCUGGCGUCAAUACAAUUUUAGUCACCCUCAUCAUGCAUCUCCUAGUUUUUCCAGAACUCAUCUAUCAAGCGCCUGUUCUGUGCACUUUACCGCUUGUUCAAACCGCGUAUCCAUCCAGUUGUGUACCGCUCCAUCCGCGGCCCCUGCCAUCCUCCUCCUUGCUCUACCCGGGCGAGACCGUCUCGCCCGAAGUAAACACCAUCGCAUCGCAGACCACCCUUCAGGCAAUCUUCAUCAGCACUCUCUCAACCCUGACACCACUUUCGAACGCUCUCCAAGAUAUCGAGACCACCUUGACGAGGCUACACACCAAUCUCCAAGCAAGCCUGCCAGAGGCUCGUAAUGCCCUGGAUCUUGAAUUCCAAGGAAGCGAAGCCGCGCUACGAGCCGCCUCGUGGGAGUUUAAUUCUCUGCGCGCAGAUCUUCGCUCUGCCACCGACAGUCUUCUCGCCUCUCCACUCGCCAAGGAAUCCUCAGACCCGACGUCGAUAGCCCGAGAUACCAGGCUAGCGUCGCAAUUGCGCCGACGUGGGGAAUAUCUUGACCGUCUGCGAACCCAAUUACGAAACAAAGCCGACUCGCUCGGUGGACGCUUUGCCACACUGGAUGACCAUCUUGAGGCGAUUGGAAGCAUUGUAUCUCGAGAGGCGCGACAUGCCUGGAUGGAGGGCAAGGACGUGGAUGCUGAACACGGAGCCAAGAACCGCGGGGAAGGUCUUCUCCAGUCCCUGUCCAGCUAUGCUGUGUUUAGCGCGAGAUUCUUUGGUGCUGGAUCUGGUGUCCGCUCCGGCGACCAACCAGCAGAUACUGCCAUCACGGCCUCCUCUGGUGACGAGGCGGCGGAGAAGCCUACGAGUACCCUUGCACUGCUAAGGCUGGUCUCAACACAGCAUCGUGCAGUUGCGGAUGAAAUUGCUCGUCUGGCUAAGGCAUUGCGGGAAGAACAGCGAGCGCGAUAUAGCCAUCCAUGGUGA
This is a messenger RNA of Penicillium diatomitis, 1536 nucleotides long. RefSeq lists its product as uncharacterized. The coding region runs from base 1 to 1536 and encodes 511 amino acids. NCBI's taxonomy places the organism in Eukaryota, Fungi, Ascomycota, Eurotiomycetes, Eurotiales, Aspergillaceae. The record is from RefSeq and is a predicted model, not a curated record. The transcript has a single exon.